Lolium perenne is the source of this 1556-nucleotide messenger RNA. RefSeq lists its product as uncharacterized. NCBI's taxonomy places the organism in Eukaryota, Viridiplantae, Streptophyta, Magnoliopsida, Poales, Poaceae. The record is from RefSeq and is a predicted model, not a curated record.
GAAGGAGGAAGAGGGGGAUAUGGUCUGCCUCUGCGAGGUUCGUGUGCCGGAGAAGUGUCAAGGAUCAAACCUAGUCGAUAUGCUUCGUGGAAAUAGCGGAACGUGUCUUAACGCAAACGGAUCGACCCAGCAGGCCAACUGCUGCUGACCGUUAGUCCGUCACGACGCACCAACUCCGGCGCGCCCGUGGCGUGUCCGAGAAUACCCGGUCCUCGCGGCGCAGCGCAACUCCCGGAGCUCACCACCGCCGCGGCAGCCGUCGGACGUGUCCUCCGUCGGCAUCUCUCCACGACAGCUCCGAGACAGCGGAAACGCAGGCGCGAGCGCGAGGCUGCCGGGGUCGGCGGGCGGGCGGAUGGAGCUGUUCGAGCGCGCCAAGACGGUGCGGCUGCGUGGCCACCACGACAAGUACAUGUACGCCGACGACGACGAGUCCCACGUCCAGCAGGACCGCAACGCCGCCUCCCCCAACGCGCGCUGGACCGUCGAGCCCGUCCCGCACGCCCCCGGCGUCAUCCGCCUCCGCAGCCGCUACGGCCGCUACCUCACCGCCUCCAACGAGCCCUUCCUCCUCGGCCUCACCGGCCGCAAGGUGCUCCAGACGCUGCCGCACCGCCUCGACUCCUCCGUCGAGUGGGUCCCCGUCCGCGACGGCAAGCACGCCCGCCUCCAGACGCGCUACGGCAACUACCUCCGAGCCAACGGCGGCCUCCCGCCGCUGCGCAACUCCAUCACGCACGACGUCACCCACCACCGCCAUACCGGGUGGAUCCUCUGGUGCGUCGAGAUCGUCCAGGUCCUCCCGUACCCCCACCCGGUUGAAUCCUCCGACUCCAGCAGCUCCGCCCCCUCCUCUCCCCCGCAUUACAAGCCGCCUUCUCGCUCGCCCUCGCCCUCUCCUUCUCCCUUGCCCACGGCGGCGCUCCGGCCGCACCUACCGCCGCACCACCGUACGGCGACCCCGUUCGUAGCGCAACCUCCGCCGCCGCCCCCGGGCUCCCUGGUGCCACCCACCGGCCUCUUCAGGCUCGAGUCGACGGACUCUUUCUCGGUGCCGGUGACGAUGCACAAGGUGGAGGGCCGCCUCAUCCACUACCACAUUGGGGAUGGCAAUGGCGACGUGGACGAUGACGACGAGGGCCACUCCUUCACGUUCAACGGGACCAGCCUCCAGGAGCUGCUGGAGAGGCUGCAGGACGAGACGGGGCUCAACGACGUGAUCAUCUGCUCGCGCAGCCCCAUCAACAGGAAGCUCAUGCCGCUCCGCCUGCAGCUGCCACCAAACAACAACGCCAUGCAUAUCGUGCUCGUGCAGGAGUCCUCCAAAGUGGCAAAAUCUUUUCCGUGACCUUUACGGUCUAUAAAAUUUGGAGAUGGUGCACCAGUUGGAGUAAAGUGCAGGACUGUGCAUCCGUUGUGUGUAGUGUGUAGCUUUGUUUGUUUCUGCUAGCUAACAUAUAAUUCACUGUUAUUUUUCACAUCCAGAUUGCUAAGUACUGUAAAGUAUUUGCUUUGUUUGUGAAUGUUGACAAUUUUUCUCUCACGGUCCAGAUACA